Molecule: messenger RNA, 1621 nt
Organism: Rhodofomes roseus
Lineage: Eukaryota; Fungi; Basidiomycota; Agaricomycetes; Polyporales; Fomitopsidaceae
Product: homoserine O-acetyltransferase
Exons: 12
Coding region: 208-1224 (338 amino acids)
Biological process (GO): biosynthetic process
Molecular function (GO): acyltransferase activity, transferring groups other than amino-acyl groups
Source: RefSeq, a predicted model, not a curated record
CACCCGGCUACGCUUUCCGCGGUCGACGUCUACGUCCCGACGGGUGUCCGGUACACGCUACUCUCUCAGGCUUGCUUGCACAUAUAGCAUUGUGAGGCCACGAGACUGACGAAGAGACUUCUCUUAUCAGCGGUGUGGCAUAUAUUGCUCAGGAGCGACGGCCUGCCAGGUUGUCCCUUCGAGUCAGUCUGAACCUUCUGCUCUACUAUGUCGGUCACUCCCUCCGUCGAGAUCAAGUACUUCUACCACGGACGACUCAAAGUCUCCGGAGGAGUAUUGCCAGAUGCUGUAACUGCCUAUCAGACGUUCGGAGAUUCCGCGAACCCUUGCAUCGUCUUCCCGACCUGCUAUGGCGCGCAGCUGAGACUUGACAGUCAACUGUACCUUGUUGGUGAAGGCAAGGCUCUGGAUCCUAGGAAGUACUUCAUCGUCACCUUCGCUCUGUUUUGCAACGGAGAGUCGUCAUCACCGUCUAACACCCCGCCACCGUACAACGGGCCCUACUUCCCCCUCGUAUCCUACGAGGAUAAUAUCCGGGCACAGUACGCAGUACUACAGAGCCUCGGUGUAAAUAAACUGUACUGUGCCAUUGGAUUCUCCAUGGGCGGCCAGCAGGCUUACCAUUGGGCUGUCGUGUACCCUGACUUUGUCGAAAGGAUAGUUGUUAUCUGCUCGUCCGCAAGAACGAGCCCGCACAACAGAUGCUUCCUGGAGGGUCCUAAGAAUGCUAUGAAAGCCGCGAAGGACUUCGAUGACGGACAUUACAAGAGCGUUCCUCAACACGCCAUCAGAGCGUUUGGUCGGGCGUACAGUGCUUGGGCAUACGGGCAAGCGUGGUUUCGCCAGCAUCUGUAUCGCUACGACGGCCUAUAUCCUACGAUGGAGGCCUGGCUCCGCGAGGCUUGGGAGGGACGUUACAUCAUGUACUGGGACGCGAACGACAUGGUUGCGCUGCUCCUUACCUGGCAAAAUGGGGAUGUCUCUCUCGUCCGCGACGGUGGAGACUUCGAGACCUGCUUGCAUUCCAUCAAAGCGAAGGCGCUGAUCAUGCCCUGCAAGACGGACCUGUAUUUCUGCCCCGAGGACAGCGAGGUCGAAGUCUCUUUGCUGCAGAAUGCACAGCUCACUGUAAUCGACAGUGUGUGGGGUCACGUCGCGGGAGGCAGCGCCAACCCGACUGACGUCAAAUUUUUGACUGCGAGAAUCAAGGAAUUCCUCAAUUAGAUUACUUCGUUCGGCGUGCACGUCAAGGGUGUUCCAAGAAUCCAUUACUUCAGGUUGCCUAUGCUUCAUGCUUAACUCGCGAGGACGGGAACAACACCAAGCCGCCGGCUACGGAAUGAAAUAACCGAAAUGAACGGAACUCCUGCUGCGACCUCACGGCAACAUUGCUUCACGGAGUCAGGAUAACCGCGACCUGUUCGCAUCGUUUCCUGGCCAGGUCAAACGGGAUAGCGCGGAUCAAUGCUAUGGACUUGGUUCAGUUCCCCUCGCGAAUGUAGAAGCGUUGCAAUCCAGACAGAGUACCACCGAUGAUGGAAUCGCGCAUCCUCGCUGACACGUUUUGUAUUCACCUGUAGUAAGGUCUUCACGCAGACUUCCUGAUCUUCGUCUCAACUCU